This is a messenger RNA of Penicillium macrosclerotiorum, 711 nucleotides long. Its product is annotated as ribonuclease P subunit p20 family protein. Gene Ontology annotation, biological process: intronic box C/D snoRNA processing; tRNA 5'-leader removal; nuclear-transcribed mRNA catabolic process, RNase MRP-dependent. Lineage: Eukaryota; Fungi; Ascomycota; Eurotiomycetes; Eurotiales; Aspergillaceae. The record is from RefSeq and is a predicted model, not a curated record. The transcript is spliced from 2 exons. Gene Ontology annotation, cellular component: nucleolar ribonuclease P complex; ribonuclease MRP complex. Gene Ontology annotation, molecular function: RNA binding. The coding region runs from base 1 to 711 and encodes 236 amino acids.
AUGGGUAAUGGGCCGCUGGAGCGACAGCUCCACUUUGAAAAGAAGAACCAUGAUCUUAUCAAGCUCCCGAAGUAUGCAAAGGUCGAAAAGCGACCUAUUCCCCAUGCGCCGGUUGCCUCUCCAUACGCUGGCGCCUCGGUACCGAAGAUUGUCUAUAUUUCGAGCAGGUCUCCCUUCAUGAGCGUCGUGAAGCGCGUCCAGAAACUGCUGCUCCAGGCUGAGAAGCGCGCCACAGCUAAUAUCAGCCUCGAGGACAGCCGGAAGACAGAGCAGCAGAAGCUUGCGGAGCUUGCUAAGGCUGCCGACAAAAGGGAAGAAGUGUUCGUCAAGGCGACCGGGCGUGCGAUUGAGAAGGCUCUCAAUGUGGGCAAAUGGUUUGAAGAGAAAACAACGGAGUACGCUGUUCGCGUGAAUACUGGUAGCGUACUUGUGGUGGAUGAUAUCGUCGAGGAUGAGGAGAAGAAGGAGCAAGAGUUACAAAAGCAACAACGUCAGGAAGAGCGACAGCAGAGUGGGAAAACCGACAAAACACCAGCGCAGCAAAACGCUGCGAGCGGUGAGAUGCAAUCGGAGAAACCCCGGAAAUCCGCAGCCAAGGACCCCGCAAAGAACAAGAAGCGACCUGCUGCUGUGAUAUCUGACGACUCUGAACUCCCGGAGACACGAACUCGCUGGAUCAAGAUGGUCGAAAUAGCCGUGAGCCUCAAGUGA